AAUACAGCCGGGACAUAUCGGCGCUCUUUUCAAACGUCUCCACGGAAACGUUUAACAUUGACUGGUUGUACUGUUUCGAUGCCUUGUACCACAGGAUAAGAUUUAACGCAACGUAUACAGGAAGAAUGUUUCUUAAAAAGUAGCAUGUGCGCAGUGCUCGUGAAGUUGCGUUGCCAAGUAGCAUCUGUCUGACGCAGACAUGAGUCGCAAUGCUGAGAGGAAGUACGUCAAUUUGAGGAGACGUCUCGACCAGCUGGGUUACAGACAACCGCUGGCUAUCGAGUCUUUGCCACUGGUUGAGAAACUAUUCAGUGAUCUUGUCCACACAACUGAAAGCCUUCGCAAUGCAAAACAGUCUGCUGGAAAGCUUGAUCAAGAAAGUCAAAAUGCAGAUGCUCUUCUGGAACCAUUUAGGGCAGAGAACGCCCGACUGGUCAGAGAAAACAAUGACCUGCACCUUCAAUUACUCAGACUUAAAGAGGAUAACGACAGAGUUACCAAAGAACUUAAAACUCAUAUCCGUCAACUGGACCAUGAGGCAUCUGACCUGAAGUUUUUAAAUAAUCAGUAUGCCCAUAAGGUCAGAUGCUUAGAAAAGGACACCAAAGCUAAGGCUGAUCGUAUCCUGCAGCUUCAGGAGAAGAACUUGCAGGCCGUGGUGCAGACGCCUGGUGGAAAAAAGCACAGCAUUCCCUUUAGACGUCAGAGAAUGCAGAUUGAUGAACUUGUUCCACCUCCUUCUACUUCGUCUUAUCCUGUGUCACAGCCUGACAAUCCUUAUGUGGCGGACUUGUUGCUGCUGGCUGAUGGAAGGAUUGUUGAGCUCCAGGAAGAUAUCCUUAAACUGAAAUUAGACCUGGAGAGGGCGCAGGACUGUAUAAAUCAUAGGGACAAUCAGGUGGAGGAGCGUGAGAAGGAAAUUGAGCGUCUGAAUCGUGCUCUUCAUGGAGGACGGCCUCAGGAUGUGAUUUCUCUGGAGGCUCAGAACUUGAACAAUGAGAAGAUGAUUGCUCACCUAAACCUUCAGAUGGGGUACCUUCAAGAGACCAACAGCACACUAGAGAAGCAGAUAGAAAAACUACAACAGAAGAAAAGGAACAGCUUCUCUGAAGUUGCUGAUUUAUCUUUGAAGAACAUGGAGCUGUGUGAGGAACUGACGCAAAUUGAUCACCUUGCAAAAAAACUGGAAAUAGACAAAGAGAGAGCAUUACAAAUGGCAGAUGUUGAAUUGCAACAAGCAAAAAGAGAGAUCAAACAGCAACAGAAGAGCAUUGAAGGCUUGGAGGAUGUUAUCACUAAUAUGAGAAAAAGGCAGAAGGAUCAUGAUGCUGAAAGAGACCAACUCAGAGUCCAAUUGUCGCAGCUGAAAGAGCAGAAUGAAAAGAUGGAGGGGCUGAUAGAUUUCCAAGAAGAAGAAAAAGGCAGGCUACAGGGCAAAAUGGAGAAAAUGAUUAUAGCUGAGAAGAACUUGGUGCAGGAGGUGGAGGCCAUGCGGUUGAAGCAUGGGUUGUGUGGAUGUCAGCGAUCUCCAUCUCACGUAAAAGCUUUUAGUCCGAAAGAUGAGAGGAAUCACUUUCGCAAAGAGUCUGAGCACUACAAACAGACCGGAGAGACAGAUGGCCAGGACUCAAGCCCCAGUCAUAGUCCAAGGAAAGGCAAGAGUCCUGGCUCCAGAGGUGGCAAAGCGGCUUCAUCAUCGCCGGAUCUCCUGCGUGUGCUGACCGAAAGAGAUAAGCUUCGUUCUGCCCUGAAGGCCUUAGAGGAGGACAUGGUGCAACUACAGAGCACUGCACGCGCAUUAUCGGCCGAACGGGACCAAUACAGAGAUUUACUACAGCAGGCUCAGAGGGGACAGAAUAACUCUGUGGUGUUUGCUGAGCUUUCUCAACUGACAGCGGACUUCAGAGAAGCAGAAAACAAAAUAAUGCUGCUCACGGCAGAAAGAGAUAGUUUGCUGGAGCAGUUAAAGGUGGCCCAGAUCCCAGGCUACAACGAGAGAGAAGGAGGGGAACUGAGGAGCCGUGAGAAUAUUAUCAGAAGAUACGAGCAGGAGAUAUUGGACCUACAAAUGCACGUGGAUCUGCUGAAAGAGGGGAAGGAAGCUGUGGAGCUGGAGCUUGAGGUCAAGUCCACUGCUCUGAUGCAGAAUGCAGAGGAGAUGGCUCAGCUGAAAGCUGAGUCCAGUGCCUUAAGGCUGCUCCAGGACCAGAUGCAGCAUUCACUGUCAGAUACACAACACAGACUGUCUAUGAAAAUGAAUGAACUGCAUGGUGCUAACAACCAGAUUGAAAAACUGGAGGAGAAAAUAGGGGAGAUGAGUCAGCUGGUCAGCAGGCACAGACAGGACGGCGCAGUUCUUCAGAAGUCCGUCUCGGUUCUGGACAGAGAAAAAGAUGCACUGCAGGACGACGUGGAUCAGAAAACCGAAAGUCUGGUUCAUCUCCAGGAGGAGCUCAAGGAGAAGGAAAAAACCCUUGAAGAUGUCAGACUCACUGUCACAAACCUGGACACUGCACUCAGUCAGCUGCAGGGGGCGCUCAACAGCCGCGAGAGAGAAUUGACAAGUCUCAGGAGGCAGCUCGAUUCUUGCCAGGAGGAUUUGUCCAGACACAGGAGAGACAAAGACGUCACUCUAAGAGAAAACAGACGACUACAAGACGACCUGGCCACGAUGACCAGAGAGAACCAAGCUCUGCAUGCAGAAAUGGAGCAGGUCCUGCAUGAGAAGGACGAACUGAAACGAAAGGUCCAUGCUUACAUUUCAGAAGUAUCAAAGGUGGAACAGCUGAUGGCCACUAAGGAGCAGGAGAACCGCGACCUACUGGAUCGCUUCAGGAUUGCCCAGUGUGAGAUGGAGGAGCGCCAGCAGAAAAUACUGAAGUCUGAAGAUUUCACCAACUCUGUUCGCAUGGAGCUCCACGCCUCAGAUUCGGAACGCAGACUUCUUCGCGAGACUGUGAGCAAGCAGGAGACGGACAUACAGCACCAUGUGGAGGCGCUUCAGGCGUAUGAGACACAAGUGUCGUCGCUGGUCCGUGGAAUGUCGAGGCUGGAGCAGGACCUGGAAAAAGCCAGAGUGGAGAAGACCACUCUGCUCGACGACUUGGCCUCUGUCAGGGAGCUCUGUGUCAAACUGGACUCUGGCAAGGACAUGACCGCACGCCAGCUCACGGCCAAGAGCAUGGAGCUGGAGAGGAUGACAGGAGAACUGGAAGACGUGCGCUCGGAGACAGAGCUGCUGAAGAAGCAGCUGGCCAGUGAAAGGCUGUCUGUGCGGAACCUGGAGACGCUGCUAUCUUCCAAUCGCCAAAAGGAAUUCCAGUCCCACCUGACGGCCGCAGAGAAAGAGUCAGAGUUGAAGUUACUUCAGGACAGACUCGCUUUAGCCAACAGUAAAAUUGCAGAGCAUGAGAGGGACGCGUCCAGCCUGCGAAGCCAAGUCUCCCAGCUUGAGACUGAGAUGGAUGUUAUGAAAAGGCAGCUCAUCAGUGAACGCUUUGAGCGUGAGCGGACAGUUCAGGAAAUGCGAAAACAAGGUGCUUCAAUCUCAUCGUCCUUAAACAUGUCUGCCGACCCCCAAGACGUCUCGGCCAACCAGCCGAACCCACAGCCGCAGGUCCGCUCUAGGGAAAAAUCAUCUGACAAAAGUGUGAGUUUCAUGGAUGAAUGACUAAUGAAAAGUGCUGACGAGGCAAUCCAGUGAGAGGUUCGAGUGCCAAUGUGAGCUGGGAAACAUCAUCCGUGUGUGGGAGUCUUUACUUCACUGAAGUCAUUAGUAGGUUUUACUGCUGAGUCCUAAAUGUUCUUCCUCUUCUGUUAUAUUAAAUUAUUGCUCAAAUAAAGUCAAAAAGAAAUUAAA
This is a messenger RNA of Synchiropus splendidus (mandarinfish), 3859 nucleotides long. It is a transcript of the gene cep135, whose product is annotated as centrosomal protein 135. The record is from RefSeq and is a predicted model, not a curated record. The transcript has 26 exons. The coding region runs from base 200 to 3670 and encodes 1156 amino acids. Lineage: Eukaryota; Metazoa; Chordata; Actinopteri; Syngnathiformes; Callionymidae.